AUGUGGACCAUACUAGUGAUUCGGUCCUCCAUUUGCCUGAUAUUGUGGGCUAUCCGAAUCGCCAGCUCCUCCAAAGUGACUAUUCUCUGCUUGUUUGACACUGACAUCACAGAAACCUGCCAGGAAGCACUGUCUGACCUGCCUAGCGCCCAAGACAUCGGUGUUAACGUCUCGUUCCGCGCACUGACGCUGAAGAUGGGUAAAGAUCUGACGUCAGCUGUGACUGAUAUUCAAGCCUCUGUCAUCUCAGAUGUUCCAGAUGUGAUAUUUACUAUCGGAAGUAUCUACACGGCGAAUGCGGCGUCUAUGUUUGCCGAGUUUCUGGCUAUUCCUCAGGUUUCACUAACUAUGGAUUCCAUGACCUAUCCGUUAUACUCCGACACGGUGGUGCGAUUUGGACCAAGUGAGUUGGAUAUGGCAGAGGCAUUUUUUCAUCUCAUCGAUACGCAAAAUACCUCUGAUAUUAGUGUCAUUUACCAAAGAGAGCAUGCUUAUGAUGAAUUUGCGUUUCACAUGAGACAUCUUGCGUUAAAACGCCCUCGGCUUAAACGCUUCAAAAUCUUUGGAAGUUCUAAAAAGGGUUGCCAAGAUCAACGGUUUCUGAGGAAAAUUAUAGAAUUAAGGGACAACGGGUCUCAGCUUAUCGUAUUGCAUGCCGGAUCGGAAACAACAAAACAUAUAUUACGAUGUGCAGUCAAAUAUGAACUUUUCCAGCCUGGUCAUGUGUGGAUAUCGACAAAAGGAGAUUUUCGGAACGGCAGUGACGUCACAUGUUUACCUGCUGGUUUUUUAGCUCUUGAGUACUUACCUAGCACAGGCUUUAAAACGGAAAUUCGCGAUGGACUGUCCGCCAUUGUUUCAACAUGGAGGCUGCUGUACCUGGAGAACGAAACAACUGACUGCAACGGUUCCGGAGAUGACUUGGGGGCAGCCCAUCGGUUUGUUAGGUCAAUGGAAACAAGCUGGAAGAAACCAAAAGUGAUUUACAAUCUGAAAAAUCUGGUGCGUGAAGGUAACAGCUCUAGCUGGCGGGUUGUCGGAAAAGUCCAGCGUAAUUUAAUCUCAGUGAACACGAUUAUUUGGCCAGGAGGGUUUAUCUAUGGGCCUAUUGCCGUCCGUAAGAAGUUCCUAAGAGUUGUCACGGUUCCGGCACCUCCGUUUGUUCAUUUCCGGGAUCCGGAUAAUGACGAACACAAGUGCUACACCGAUACACCGUGUUUAGAGCUCAAGAAAACGGAUCGGGUGAUGGACUACCUGGACGCAUUCGUGAAAGGGGGGUCACCCGAGGACCAGCAGUUCACCUUUCUCUGCUGCUCAGGACUAUCCGUCGACCUUCUAAACCGGAUCUCUCAGGACUUGGACUUUGAGUUUAUACUGUACUUUUUUCCGGAUAAUGUCAAUCGCAUUGGAAAACUGGUAAAUGACACAUGGGAUGGUGCUAUCGGGCAGGUUUAUUACGGCACUGCUGACAUUAUGAUAGGAGCCCUCAGUAUUACUGCUGUACGGUCAGCCUGGAUUGAUUUUACUGUGCCGUUUUACCAGUCUGGUUUCACUAUGCUGUCAGUGGCACAGGACCAGCAACCAUCAAUUGAUGCCUUUCUGAAGCCGUUCUCAACGGCGGUGUGGCUGUGUAUACUGCUCGCAGCAACGUUAACCGCAGUCAUAUCAUCGUAUCUGGAGUGGAGGAGUCCCUACGGCUUGAAUCCUUGGGGGAGAAAGCGCAACAGGAAUUACACCCUGGGUUCUUCUCUCGUCGCUGUCUAUUCCGUGGCUUUUGGUCAUACGUUUGCAACAAAAUCACCCAAAAGCUGGCCCAGCCGCUUUAUCCUCAACGUUUGGGCUUUGUGUUCAAUCUUUAUGAUUGCCAGCUAUACCGCCAAUCUCGCCGCCUUUAUGGCGGGUAAGGAAAACGUCGAGUUUUACAAAAGCCCAGCGGACCCCCGAUUAGCCUCUAAGAAAGUUGCAGUUAUUGGAGAAACAAGUGUUGCGAGUUACAUUGAGAAUAUGUACCCUGGACUUGCUUCAACACUGAACAAAACUAGUCUUAAAACUUCCAUUGGCAUGAUCACUGAGAUGAAGAAGAAGCAUUUUGAUAUUUUCAUACACGAUUUGCCAAUAUUGGAGUAUGCUAGGGCAAGGCUGGAUGGAGACUGCACGUUACGUGUGGUUGGCGGUACAUUUGCCGAUGAUGGGUAUGGUAUUGGCUUACCCAAACACUCACCUUGGAAGGCAUCAAUGUCCGACCUAAUACUCUCCUAUGGCACAAGUGGAUUCCUUGAGCGGCUGGAAAACACUCAUUUCUCCGAGUUGGUUUGUACUUCAAACGGCAUCAAACAGCGGGACAUUCAGUAUGGCUUACAGCAUACCGCCGGUUUGUUCAUCAUGCUGAUGGUGGCCAUUGGUGUCAGCACACUGUCUCCCGAGUCUGCGUGCCAAAGACGACAAUAG
This is a messenger RNA of Liolophura sinensis, 2448 nucleotides long. RefSeq names its product glutamate receptor ionotropic, NMDA 3A-like. The transcript is spliced from 7 exons. NCBI's taxonomy places the organism in Eukaryota, Metazoa, Mollusca, Polyplacophora, Chitonida, Chitonidae. Gene Ontology annotation, biological process: monoatomic ion transport. The record is from RefSeq and is a predicted model, not a curated record. Gene Ontology annotation, cellular component: membrane. Gene Ontology annotation, molecular function: ligand-gated monoatomic ion channel activity; signaling receptor activity. The coding region runs from base 1 to 2448 and encodes 815 amino acids.